Messenger RNA from Poeciliopsis prolifica (blackstripe livebearer), 1710 nucleotides. RefSeq lists its product as uncharacterized. NCBI's taxonomy places the organism in Eukaryota, Metazoa, Chordata, Actinopteri, Cyprinodontiformes, Poeciliidae. The coding region runs from base 235 to 891 and encodes 218 amino acids. The transcript is spliced from 5 exons. The record is from RefSeq and is a predicted model, not a curated record.
GGCUUUCAAGUCGCGCCCAGCGGCGGACCCUACGAACAAACAGAUGAUAUAAUAUAGUUACAUCAAAAUCAUCUGUAUAUGUUUACGCUGUAGUCUAUUUUAAUAUUGUCUGAAAUGAGAAAAGAUGAAAGCGUGUUGUCAAAAGGUGCUUUUUAACGCAACGGGUUGGGCGUUACGUACGGUACUUCCGGGUUUGACGUCAGCGUAGCUCGCAGAGAUACAAAGACGGCCACAAUGGCGGAUGUUUCUCUGUAUCUCGCCAAUGUUAACGUGUCUUUAGGACGCGGCAUGGACACGGGGCAGGGUCAGAGCCCGAGCCCGGGGAGGGAGUUCGAGAGCGUCGAGCUGGGCGAGCUGGGCCAGCGGACGGAGCCGAAGGAGAAGGCUCCCCGCCGCAUCAUCCACUUCUCCAGCGGGGAGACCAUGGAGGAGUACAGCACCGACGAAGAGGAGGUAGAGGACCCGGAGGCGGAGCGGAAGGACCUGCUGUCCCCUCCGGUCGAUGCGGUGAGGUCCAAGAUGACCUGGGGGCCUUACUUCUGGUUCCACAUGUGGAGAGCUGCCACAUCCACCAUCUCAGCAUGCGACUAUCUUGGGGAGAGGAUGGCGUCUCUGUUCGGAAUAACAUCGGCAAAAUACCAGUACGCCAUUGACGAAUACAACAGGAUAAAGAAAGAGAAAGAGGAGGAGGCCGAGGAGAACCGGCUGUCGGAAGAAGCCGAGCGGACCUUCAAGCAGCUACAGUCUCAGGAAGUGAAGGGCGAGCCGAUGGCAUCGGCGGACGCGCGGGAGGCGGCGUCUGCUCGCCCCGGCGCAACCCGUCGGCUGGAGAACGAGAAUCCGGCGGCUCCGAACACGAUCACCGUCCCGGUUGUCGUCACGGCGACCUAACCCUUCCCGAGAGGACAUUUCACUGUUUGUUUGUCAGUAAGGAAGAGAACAUCACCAAGCUGUUUGGUUUGCGUAUAACACGGCUUUUAAUGGGCAGAUCGGAUCGGUGCAUCAAUGUGGGAAAUCAGAAACCUUUAAACUCAUGCAGUCGGGCAGAUUUUAGGAAGUAAAUGCCACUGUAGGGAGGACAACGUGUUGCUCCCCUGCGCCUCAGAUUGACCACACGUAGUGCCUAAACCGCCCACACAGCCAGUGCCAGAUGUGGGCUGAGCAUCUGUUUAACCGCGAUCCCAUGUCCCUGCGGACGGUUUACGUUCCCCAUCUCAAGGUUCAGCAGCCGCUCACGUCUACGUCUGUUAGCGCUGAUGUCCUGGAUCCACCUGGCUGCACCAAAGAGCUGGCCAUGUUAACAUUCCUUCACCUCGUGUCCAUAUGCAUGCUGUGUGUAGACGUGUUUUAAUGUUACAUGUUCAGGCUUGUGUUGCACUUGUCUGUGGAAGCACUGAGCAGAUUAAAUGGUGGCUACAUUUUAGCCGCCACGGGGUAGGCUAACAUUUAGCUAAACAGAAAUGGUGACAAGUGGGUGUAAGGGUUGCGUGUUGCUGUUUCAUCCGCCUUAUUUACUGUGAACUUUAAAGUAAUCUUGUGUAAUCUUAUGGGUAAAAAAUUAUGACACUAAGUCUGUUUAAGGACCUACAAAGUUACAUUUUUAACCACUUGUAAGCAGUUUUUUACACUUAUUUAUUUUCUUAACUUAUUGAGCUGUUAAUUUGACAUUUUCUAUUGUUUUUGUAACAUGACAAUAAACUGUUAACUGAC